AAAAAGAACCCUAAAAUAAAUGAGACUGUUCUCUUCUUUCUCUUUCCCUUGUUAAAUCAAAGCUUUGGCCUCCUCCGCUUCAAUUUUGCUUGUUUCCAGAUUUUGGUUUCUUAAAUCAACUCGUAACAGUCGCAGUGUCUAACCCUGGGCGACUCAUAGUCCACAUAUAAUUCGUGUUUCUCCGGGAGCUGGUUCCUUUUUUACAAAUGAUUUCGAAAUACAGAUAUGAUUAUAAUAGUGGUUGUAUCCUUAUACCUGCUUUGUGGUUCUUCUCCAAGGAUGAAUUUAGAGAUGCUAUAUUGCAGCGAGCUCCAAUUGAAAGCUUUGCCCUCAAGACUGUUCAAGAGUUUAUACAACCUCAGAAACAAACAAAGUUGGCUCAAGAUGAAAACCAGAUGCUUGAAAACAUGCUCCGGUCAUUACUACAGGAGCUAGUGGCUGCUGCUGCGCAAUCAGGAGAUGAUCAGAUUAUGCAGUAUGGUCAGUUGAUUGAUGAUGAUCAAAAUAUACAUGGCCAGAUUCCUCAUCUUCUAGAUGUGGUGCUUUAUCUUUGUGAGAAAGAGCAUGUUGAAGGUGGCAUGAUAUUCCAGCUGUUGGAGGAUUUGACGGAAAUGUCUACUAUGAAAAACUGUAAAGAUGUUUUCGGCUAUAUUGAAAGGAAACAAGAUAUAUUGGGCAAGCAAGAGCUUUUUGCGCGCGGAAAACUUGUAAUGUUGAGGACUUGUAACCAACUUCUCCGGCGACUCUCAAAGGCCAAUGACGUGGUAUUCUGUGGAAGAAUCCUCAUGUUCUUGGCUCACUUUUUUCCUUUAUCUGAGCGAUCAGCCGUGAACAUUAAAGGCGUUUUUAAUACAUCUAACGAAACCAAAUAUGAAAAAGAUCCUCCAAAUGGCAUUUCUGUAGAUUUCAACUUCUAUAAGACAUUUUGGAGUUUACAGGAGUAUUUCUGUAAUCCCGCUUCUCUUACUUCUGCAUCUACCAAGUGGCAGAAAUUUUCAUCUAGUUUGGCGGUUGUAUUAAACACCUUUGACGCACAACCACUAAGCGAAGAAGAGGGAGAGGCUAAUAGUUUGGAGGAAGAUGCAGCAACUUUUAAUAUAAAGUACUUAACUAGUAGUAAAUUAAUGGGUUUAGAGUUAAAGGAUUCGAGUUUCCGACGACAUAUUCUUCUCCAGUGCCUCAUACUGUUUGAUUAUCUGAGGGCACCAGGGAAGAACGACAAAGAUCUGCCAUCUGAAACCAUGGAAGAGCUUAAGUCAUGUGAGGAUCGCGUAAAGAAAUUGCUUGAGAUCACUCCGCCUAAAGGAAAAGAAUUCCUCCGUGCAGUUGAGCAUAUAUUGGAGCGCGAAAAGAAUUGGGUCUGGUGGAAACGUGAUGGAUGCCCACCACUUGAAAAGCAACCGAUAGAAAAGAAAUCACCGAAUGCAGGGCAAAAGAAACGGAGGCAAAGAUGGAGAAUGGGGAAUAAAGAACUCUCCCAACUUUGGAGAUGGGCAGAUCAAAAUCCGAAUGCUUUGACUGAUUCUCAACGUGUCCGAACCCCUGCCAUUGCAGACUACUGGAAACCAUUAGCAGAAGAUAUGGACCCGUCAGCUGGCAUCGAAGAUGAGUACCAUCAUAAAAACAACAGAGUUUACUGCUGGAAAGGUCUUAGGUUUGCAGCUCGGCAAGACCUGGAAGGAUUUUCGAGGUUUACUGAUUUUGGAAUCGAAGGAGUUGUCCCUGUUGAACUAUUGCCACCUGAGGUCCGCUCCAAAUAUCAAGCUAAACCGAACGAAAAGGCGAAACGAGCGAAGAAAGAAGAAACCAAAGGUGGAUCUCAGGAAGCAGAGGGAAACCAGAUUGGUGUUUCUAAUAGUGAAGCUGAAGCUGAAGCUGAAGGAGGAAGAGGCGAAGCAGAGGCGAUGGAAAGUGAUGCUAUUGCAGACACACCUACACCUGAGGAACAACAAAGACUCGGUGGUUCUGACACAGACAACGGUCAAGAGGCCGGUCAAAUCGAAGACGCAGAGACAGAAGAAGCUGGUUUGAUGGACGCUGAUCUUGAUCAUCCUCCUAUGCCUGUCUCGUGAGUAAACUUUCAGUUUUUUCAACCCUUUUUUUCAGUGGUGAAUCCUUUGGAUAUGAUGUCACAAUGUGUUGAUGUUUAUCAAACUGAGCAAAGUAUUAUUCUAAAUAUGUUUUGUAUGAGUGCGAUCAUAAAAGCUUAACAUGUUUUUCAUUUCGUUUAAUAAAAAGACAAUUGAUAUA
Molecule: messenger RNA, 2250 nt
Organism: Camelina sativa (false flax)
Lineage: Eukaryota; Viridiplantae; Streptophyta; Magnoliopsida; Brassicales; Brassicaceae
Product: THO complex subunit 1
Biological process (GO): mRNA export from nucleus
Cellular component (GO): THO complex part of transcription export complex
Source: RefSeq, a predicted model, not a curated record